CGGAAGUGCUUCGUCAGGUCAAUGCCUGCAAGGAGUGAGUGCUCUUCGACCUGCGUGAAUCGCAGAGGGAGAAAGGAAGAUGUUCAUCAAGUCGGAAGAGAUGCACCAGCCGCCUGCCAGUCCAGAGGACGGACCUCCUGAGCCGCAGCUGUGGAGCUCCAGUCGGGACCUGGAGGAACCAGAACCUCCAAAUGUGAAAGAGGAAGAUGAGGAGGAAGAUGUCACCAAGGAGUCCUCACGAGAGAGCGAGGAGGAGCCUCCGAGCUGCAGCUCGACUGGACACACCGGAGAUCACGCAGAGCUGGACAGGAACUCUGGCCCGGACUCCGACACCGAUGACAGCGAAGACUGGAAGGAGCCCAAUGAGGCCCAGUCAGUUCCAGACUCGACGAGGCAGGCCAAUGUGGAUGACUUGCAGACCUGCUCUGGCUGUGGGAGAAGAUGUUCCUCCAGGAGAGGACUUGCUCAGCACCAGAAAACCUGCAGGGGAGGAAAACCCAACUCCUGCACUUUUUGUGAGAAGUGCUUCCCUGAUAAAGCAACUCUGGAUCGGCACCUGAGAGUCCACACUGGGGAGAAACCGUUCUCCUGUUCUGAGUGCGGGAAGUCCUUUUCUCAGGGAGGCAACCUGAAGAAACACAUGAUCAGUCAUACAGGAGAAAAACCUUACACUUGCUCUGUAUGCAGAAAAAGCUUCACUCAGGGAAACUACAUGAAGGUUCACAUGAGGACUCACACAGGCGAGAGACCAUUUGCCUGCUCAGUCUGUGGAAAGUCUUUCCCCACCAAGGCCACUCUGGAUCGUCACAUGACCACUCACACCGAGGACAAGCAGUUCUGCUGCUCUGUCUGUGGCAAGUGUUUCAACCAGAGGACAUACCUGAGGACUCACAUGAGAAGCCACACGGGCGAGAAACCUUUCCCCUGCUCCGUCUGCGGGAAAAGUUACUCCCAAAAAACCAAUCUUAAUGUCCAUAUGAGGAGCCACACGGGAGAGAAGCCGUUCUGCUGCCCCGAGUGUGGGAGGUGUUUUUCUGAAAGUGGGGGCCUGAAGGUUCACCUGAGGACCCACUCUGGAGAGAAACCUUUCACUUGCUUGUUUUGCGGGAAACCGUUUACCGAGAGGUCAAGUGUGAAGGCGCACAUGAGGAGUCACACUGGAGAAAAACCCUUCAGCUGCACCGACUGCGGGAAAAGUUUCAGCAAAUCCGGACAUCUGACCAUUCACCGGAGAAUCCACACAGGAGAAAAACCUUUCAGCUGCCUGACAUGUGGGAAAGGCUUCGCUGAGAGAAAAAAACUGAAUCUGCACAUGAGGAGUCACACAGGGGAGAAACCCUUUCAUUGCUCCCAGUGUGGGAAGUCUUUCACUCGGAGGGAGAAUCUCAGGGCACAUGCGAAGAAACACCCAACUGAGUCUGCUGCCCAGGGAAAUGUUUGACUCACGACCAUACUCGCCUGGUGGACGCCAUCCCUGAUCUCUCGCUCAGGACAGACGGUUGGGGCAUUUUGCCCCUUGGCUGUCUGUCAAUUUCUUGGUCUGAUUUCGACUCACCUGGUCGUUUGUCAUGCGUGUCUGCUGUAACAUAAAAAUUAAAGCUGAGC
Synchiropus splendidus (mandarinfish) is the source of this 1605-nucleotide messenger RNA. RefSeq names its product gastrula zinc finger protein XlCGF28.1-like. NCBI's taxonomy places the organism in Eukaryota, Metazoa, Chordata, Actinopteri, Syngnathiformes, Callionymidae. Gene Ontology annotation, molecular function: DNA-binding transcription factor activity; RNA polymerase II cis-regulatory region sequence-specific DNA binding. Gene Ontology annotation, biological process: regulation of transcription by RNA polymerase II. The transcript has 2 exons. The record is from RefSeq and is a predicted model, not a curated record. Bases 80 to 1441 code for a protein of 453 amino acids.